AUGUACACAACAGAAAUGCUUAAGUCCAUGUGUCUGCUAGGAUCACUGCAGUUUCAUCGGAAAGGAAAAGAACCUUGUGCCCCACCCAAGAUCCUAGAUACUAAAGUGGAGGAGAGUUCCGAAGUACCUAUUUUAGAAGACACGUCAUCAUCACCAACAGAUAUUCAACAGCAUUUAUGGCAGGUUUCCACAGAUAUUGAAAACACUGAAAGAUAUGAGAGAAAUGAAAAACCUCUUAAGUAAACUCAGGGAGACUAUGCCUUUACCACUGAAAAAUCAAGGUAG
Messenger RNA from Fulmarus glacialis (Northern fulmar), 285 nucleotides. RefSeq names its product regulator of G-protein signaling 7 binding protein (gene RGS7BP). Gene Ontology annotation, cellular component: neuron projection; postsynapse; nucleus. The record is from RefSeq and is a predicted model, not a curated record. Lineage: Eukaryota; Metazoa; Chordata; Aves; Procellariiformes; Procellariidae. Gene Ontology annotation, biological process: G protein-coupled receptor signaling pathway. The transcript has 3 exons.